Messenger RNA from Alosa sapidissima (American shad), 1293 nucleotides. RefSeq names its product nerve growth factor b (beta polypeptide) (gene ngfb). Gene Ontology annotation, molecular function: growth factor activity; nerve growth factor receptor binding. The transcript has 4 exons. NCBI's taxonomy places the organism in Eukaryota, Metazoa, Chordata, Actinopteri, Clupeiformes, Clupeidae. Gene Ontology annotation, biological process: negative regulation of neuron apoptotic process; nerve growth factor signaling pathway; positive regulation of peptidyl-serine phosphorylation. Bases 387 to 1016 code for a protein of 209 amino acids. The record is from RefSeq and is a predicted model, not a curated record.
UGGAUGUUGGGGGGAAAACUCUGCCCACUCUCUACCUGGACUUUUUCUGGGCUUUGUUGUGUGAACCUUGAGGAUUUAUUGGAGUAUAUUUCACUCUUGGAUCCAAAGCUGAUAACUGGAGGCAAAAAUAUAAUCAGAACUGAGGGUUGGCACUCAAAGAAAGGCAGUGCUCAUGACCUGAAAGACCUGGAGCUUUGGCAGCCCAUCAGAGGAAGGCAGAGCCACAUCUUCAGAUCCUCAUUGGCUCCUCUGCUUUGGGGUGAGCAGGGGGCCAAAGACGGGCCUCAUGGCAGGUGUCUGGACUCGAGCGUUCUCGCAACACUCACUCUAGACGCCCCAGACGAGGCCCACUCUUCACAAGGAGACAUUCAACAGGACGAGAGUCCAUGAGGUCGUCCAUGCUGGUCCUCCUCCUCCUCCUCCUCCUCCUUGUCAGUGUCCAGGCUGUGUUGACCACAGGGGUCCAUCCAAUCCCUCAGAGCCCCCUCCAGCACCCGGCCCCUGGCAGCACCCCUGCCGCCACCGUCCCCACGGUGGACCCCAAGCUCUUCAGCAAGCACCGCCACCGCUCGCCUCGUGUGCUCUUCAGUGACCAGCCGCCCGACGCCGAGCCCCCCGCGCUCCGAGGCGGGGGCCAAGGGGGGAGGACAAGGCGCCGCGCGGCAGAAGUCCCCCAGCACCGCGGCGUCUACUCGGUCUGCGACAGCGUCAGCGUGUGGGUGGGCGACAAGACCAAGGCCACAGACAUUAAGGGCAACGAGGUGACCGUGCUGCCCAACGUCAAGAUCAACAAUGCCAACAAGAAGCAGUACUUCUUUGAGACCACCUGCAGCAGUGGCCGCGCUACCGGGUCGGGCUGCCUGGGCAUCGACGGACGCCACUGGAACUCCUACUGCACCAACUCACACACGUUUGUGCGGGCACUGACUUCUUUCGAAAACCUGGUAGCCUGGCGGCACAUCCGCAUUAAUGUGGCGUGCGUGUGUGUGCUCAGUCGCAAGUCGUGGCGACAAUAACACACACACACACACAUACACACACACACACACACACACACACACACACAUACACACACACAUACACACACACACACACACACAUACACACAUACAUAGAGAGAGAACUGGUCACACACCCCUCACUCUGAAACUGUGGACUCCUCACGGCGAACUGCGUUUGUGUUGAAAUCCCACAUCUCACUCCAGCUACAGUGAAUCCUACAUGAUUGGACACUGUUAAAUUAUGUCAAUGAUAGGUCUAUAUACUGUUGUAUUUUGUGUUGUUGUUGUUUGA